Molecule: messenger RNA, 1500 nt
Organism: Rhodamnia argentea
Lineage: Eukaryota; Viridiplantae; Streptophyta; Magnoliopsida; Myrtales; Myrtaceae
Product: alcohol dehydrogenase-like 6
Exons: 10
Coding region: 182-1309 (375 amino acids)
Biological process (GO): formaldehyde catabolic process
Cellular component (GO): cytosol
Molecular function (GO): zinc ion binding; S-(hydroxymethyl)glutathione dehydrogenase [NAD(P)+] activity
Source: RefSeq, a predicted model, not a curated record
CCACACUCACCAACAACUCUCUCUCUCUCUCUCUCUCUCCUACCUAACACCAAUGACACUGUAGAAACGAAAUUCAACGUUAGGAAGAAGCUACGUUGAACCAUCAUCUUCCUUCCUUCUUGGCUUGCCUUCUUGUGUCCCCCACCCGACCCUCGCGCACAGCUCCCGCUUUUCAGCCACCAUGUCGUCCUCACCCUCCAUCAUCACAUGCAAAGCUGCGGUGGCAUGGGGAGCUGGACAGCCUCUGGUGAUCGAGGAAGUGGAAGUGAGCCCGCCUCAACCUCAGGAGAUCCGAAUCAAAGUCGUCGCCACUUCCCUCUGUGGCAGCGACGUGGCCGCUUGGGAAUCCCAGCCUAUAUUUCCUCGCAUAUUUGGCCAUGAAGCAGCGGGGAUUGUCGAGAGUGUGGGGGAUGGAGUAAUCGAAUUCAAGGAAGGAGACCACGUGUUGACGUUGUUCAUGGGCGAAUGCAAGAGAUGCCGGCACUGUACAUCGAAUAAAAGCAACAUGUGCCGAGCACUUGGGUUGGAAAGGAGUGGCGUAAUGCACAGCGACCGAAAGACGCGCUUCUCCAUUAGAGGCAACCCCGUUUAUCAUUUCUGUGCCGUUUCGAGUUUCAGUGAGUAUAUAGUGGUGCACUCGGGAUGUGCUGCCAAAGUCAGCCCAAAUGCGCCUUUAGAGAAAAUAUGUCUUCUCAGUUGUGGAGUAGCAACAGGUCUAGGUGCGGCUUGGAAUGUGGCCGACAUAUCCAAAGGAUCAAAUGUAGCAGUAUUUGGCCUUGGAACUGUGGGUCUUUCUGUUGUGCAAGGUGCCAAACUUCGGGGAGCUUCUCAAGUAAUUGGUGUAGACAUUAAUCCUGAGAAGGUUGAAAAAGCAAAAGAUUUUGGAGUCGAUGUUUAUCUCAAUCCAAAGGACUAUGAUGAACCCAUUCAUGAGGUUAUCAAGAGGAUGACUGAUGGGGGAGCUGAUUACUCUUUCGAGUGCACUGGUGAUACAAGAGCAACAACGAGUGCACUGCAAUCAUGCUGUGAUGGAUGGGGUUUGACUGUGACCCUUGGCGUGCCAAAAGCAAAACCAGAAAUAACAGCUCACUACGGACUGCUGCUCACUGGAAGGACACUGAGAGGUUCCAUGUUUGGAGGAUGGAGACCAAAAUCCGAUAUACCCUCAUUGGUCGACAAGUACUUGAACAAGGAAAUCCGGGUGGAUGAGUUUGUCACCCAUAAUUUGCAAUUUGAGGAUAUCAACAAAGCUUUUGAGCUCAUGAGGGAAGGCAAAUGUCUGCGCUGCGUCCUCCAUAUGCCAAGGUAGAUCGCUCGCUUAUGUAGACGCCGGAAUAGUUGCCGGGCAUGAGGCUUAGAAUUGAAUGUUUUGGAAGCCUAUUUCACCAGGAGAAAGCGAGGAACUUUGGGGGCCCAAACCAUUAUUUUUGUUUCUUCUCGAUCGAUCUCGAUCUCUCAUGAAUGGGAGAAAUGUAGUAUUUGCUGAGAUGAACUUUUGUA